ACACAGGCACAAAUGCUCAAAACAUGCAAAUCCACUAAUAACAGUUACAGAUACACUGUGCAUAUAUCUUCCAUAUGUAAAUACCAUACACACGCACAUACAUGGUGCUUGCCUGUAUACACACAUAUAUAGACACACAAAUGGUGGUUCCACACAGUCCUGACAUAUGUCAAGGCUCAUAUAUCCACACAUGCUGGGAGAGCCUGUUGGUCAGCAUGGCUAACCAACACGCUAUUUUUGGCCCUCCCAGAGAUUAAAGGGUAAAAAGAUAUCCAAUAUACAUAUAUUCAUUUUGAAUAUGUAGUCUAUCAUUUUGACAGCACUUGUAACAAACCAAUCACAAUGAUGACCUAAAUUAACCUUUUUUAAUUAGUUCAAAAGUCAUUGUUUGCAGUUUUUGUUAAGCCUUUGAAACUUUGAGCCAUAGCUUAAGAUCUUAUAUUGCCGAAAACACCCAGGCCAAAAAACAAACAAAAACAAAAACAAAACAUUCUAGAAACAUGUUAUUUACAACACAGUUCAAUAGCCGAGAUCUGGUAACGCUGGUGGACUAGUGGAGCUAUGUUUAGUGUCGUCUCUGUCACUUGUGCCUUUAAGAGAAGAGUGAGUGGAACGCAGCAACAUGAGGCGGACAAGUCUAAUGUGACUUUCCAAAUAGAAACUAAAGUAGAAGAGAGACUGUGUCAGAGAACACAAACACUCUCCUACAGAAUCCUUUCCUCUUCAUGCUACACCCCAUAAGAGCAAGAUAUGGCGACUGCUGGCAGCGUGCUGUCUGAAGAGCAGCUACUUUGCCCCAUCUGUCUGGAUUUGUUCAACCAACCAGUGUCCACUCCUUGUGGGCACAACUUCUGCAGGGACUGCAUACAAGGAUACUGGCAGAGUGCUAAUCUGUCACAGUGCCCCAUGUGCAAGCAGAAGUUCUACAGGAGGCCUGAGCUCAAAGUUAACACCUUCAUAUCCGAGGUGGUUUCUCAGUUCAAGGAGUCACUGGAAAAGAAUGAAAAUGAAGCCAAACCCCUGGACCAAUAUUCAGCCCACAAAGGAGAGGUUUCAUGUGAUGUGUGUGUUGGAAAAAAAGUCAAGGCUCUUAAAUCGUGCCUGGACUGUUUGGCCUCCUUCUGCAAGACUCAUUUGGAGCCCCAUCAUGUUCUAGGCACCUUCAAGAAACACCUCCUGACCAACCCCAUGACGAACAUGCAGGACAGAGUGUGUAAGAAGCACGAGAAACUCCUGGACCUGUUCUGUAAAACCGACCAGACAUAUGUGUGCCAGAUCUGCAUUAAGAAAGACCACAAAUCCCAUCAGACUGUACCUAUAGAGGACGAGAGCAGAGACAGGAGAGCUCAAAUUGGAAGGAUAAAUGCAGAGGUGGAAGAAAUGAUCCACGUCCGACUGCAGAAAAUCAGUGAAAUCAAUCAAACGGUUGAGCUCAGCAGAGGAAACACAGAAAGAGAGGUCGAGGAGAGUUUGCAAGUCUUCAACAAACUGCUCCGCCUAGUCCAGAGAGGCAAAGCCGAGCUGCUGGAGGUGAUUGGUGCAAAGCAGAAGCAAGUUGAAAGCAGGGCCAGCGGGCUCAUCAUGGAGCUGGAGCAGGAGAUCGGUGAGCUGAGGCGGACAAACGCUGAGCUGGAGCAGCUCUCACACACAGAAGACGACCUCUAUCUUCUCCAGAGCAUUCCAACUUUCACCACGCUGCCCGCCACCAAAGACUGGUCUGACGCCAGCAUAGAGAGUGUCGUAUAUGUGGGCGCGGUGAGGAGAGCAGUCAGAAGAGUAGCGUGCCAGCUGGAGGAGACGGUAAAGGCUGAGGUGAUGAGGCUUUGUGAGACCGAAUGUCAGAGGGCUCAGCGGUGUGCUGUCGAUGUGACUCUGGACCCUGAUACUGCUCAUCCCAAACUGGUGCUGUCUGAAAACAAGAAACAGGUCUAUCAUGGCAAUGCAGCGCUGAGCCUCCCAGACAACUCAGAGAGAUUCUACCCUGGGGUCAGUGUUUUAGGAAAGGAGAGUUUCUCCUCGGGCAGGUUCUACUUUGAGGUCCAGGUGAAGGGGAAGACAGAGUGGGAUAUUGGAGUUGCGCUUGAAUCCAUCAACAGAAAAGGAGGGAAUAUGCUAAACCCUGAAAGAGGCUACUGGACGCUGGGGAUGAGAAAGGACAAGAGCUACUGGGCCCUCUCCAGCACGCCUAUCUGUGUGCCGCUGGUGGAGAAGCCCCAGAGGGUCGGGGUGUAUGUGGAUGUGGAGUGGGGGCAGGUUUCUUUUUACAACGUGGACUCUUCUUCUCAUAUCUACUCAUUCACUGGAUACUCAUUCAAUGAAAGACUCUUCCCUUAUUUUAACCCCCGGCGUAAUCAUGGCGGGGUCAACUCUGCUCCUCUGAUCAUCUCGCCUGUCGACAUCUAAAAUCUGACAAAAUUUCCUCUCUUCCUGCUUCUAGAGUUAUUCAGUUAUUUUUUAAUCAUCAUUUUCAGAUGAAAGUUAGCGAUGGUUGGCGUGAUGUGUGUGGCUGUUUUUCUUAAUAAAGUUUGUUUACUCAUCUAAAUCCUGUGUAAAUCUUUUUGUUGCUUUUGCGUCUGUUAUUUACAAAAAAGAGAGUUUAGAAAGUCAUGUCUGUGUAUAUGAGCUACACCUGUAAUGUUUCC
Messenger RNA from Micropterus salmoides (largemouth bass), 2642 nucleotides. Its product is annotated as E3 ubiquitin-protein ligase TRIM21-like. Gene Ontology annotation, molecular function: zinc ion binding; protein binding. The transcript has 2 exons. The record is from RefSeq and is a predicted model, not a curated record. Bases 751 to 2403 code for a protein of 550 amino acids. NCBI's taxonomy places the organism in Eukaryota, Metazoa, Chordata, Actinopteri, Centrarchiformes, Centrarchidae.